Molecule: messenger RNA, 2219 nt
Organism: Mucor mucedo
Lineage: Eukaryota; Fungi; Mucoromycota; Mucoromycetes; Mucorales; Mucoraceae
Exons: 5
Coding region: 55-1887 (610 amino acids)
Biological process (GO): regulation of DNA-templated transcription; phosphorelay signal transduction system
Molecular function (GO): phosphorelay response regulator activity; sequence-specific DNA binding; DNA-binding transcription factor activity
Source: RefSeq, a predicted model, not a curated record
UUUUUUUUUUUUGAUUUUUUAUUUACAUAUAUUACACAUAUACUGAAAACUGAAAUGGAGGAACAUAAAGAGUUUAAGGCCACUUCAUCUAAAAAAGCCAUGAAGCAUGGCGGUAAGAACUCUAGUGAAUCAAGCAAUUCAGCUGUACCUGACUUUAUUCAAAAGCUAUUUCGAAUGCUGGAAAACAAGGCCUUCAAGGACGUCUUUUGUUGGGACCCUUCAGGCACGACAUUUCUUGUGAAAGACACCAACGAAUUUUCAAAGUCAAUUUUGCCCAAACACUUUAAACACUGUAAUUUUGCUAGUUUUGUACGUCAAUUAAACAAGUAUGAUUUCCACAAGAUACGAAGUAAUGCAGACGAAACUCAGAAACUAUACGGUGAUCAGACUUGGGAGUUUGAACACGCCAAUUUCAAAAGAGAUCGAAAAGACCUGCUUGAAGAAAUCAAGAGAAAGACACCGGGAAAAAAGAAAAAGACACUGGUGGAUUCAUCCACAGAAUCUCCUUCUCCCAUUCUUCCCGCCGUAAACUCACCUGUCAUCGGAGGACACGAACCGACAAAUACAUUGGCUGACCUAAGAAAAUUAACCAGAAAUCUUCAGUCUCAAGUCAAUCAACUUAAACAAUCUCAAAUUGAAUUAGAAGCCACCGUCAAUAAGAUGGACCAGAAUGAUAAACUCAUCAUGGCCGAACUUUCGGGAUUUCAAGAAAACCUGAAAAAGAAGGACGAAAUCAUACGCGAAUGUCUCAAGCUGACUGUCAAUAACAAACCACCACCUGAGCCUACCGUCAAAAUAGAAGAAGAUGCCACUUCUACCUGGACAGAACAAUCGACAAUUCCGAUCGAAAGUAUUCUGACCGACCUCUUUUUACCUACACCGCCCCAAAGUUCAAUUGAUACGGCGUCCAUAGCCGCUGCUGCCGCCCAAUUAAACGGAGGAAGUUUAAUUGGGUCCACCGUCAAGGGAGCGGAUGGUGGUCUAACUGUUUAUAAGCUAAAUAGACUCAACGCAAAAGAAGAACAUGUGCCUACUCCACCUUCCGACGACAUUAAAGGUAAAAAGAAGAUGGUCGCUAGUUGGACUACUCCGCCACGUGUAUUACUUGUAGAUGAUGAUUCCGUCUAUAGAGAUGUGAGUGGUCGCAUGUUGAAUAUGAUUGGUUGCUCCAUCGAUCUUGCCAAGGAUGGCUUGGAAGCACUUCAAAAGAUGAGUCUGGAAAAGUACGAUCUGAUUCUGAUGGACAUCGUCAUGCCUAAAAUGGACGGUAUUGCAACAACAAGAAAUAUUCGACGCUAUGAUUCGCUAACACCCAUCGUUUCCAUGACAUCUAACUUCACCCACAAUGAUAUUAUGGAAUAUAUUGGUAUUGGCAUGAACGAUAUCUUGCCAAAACCCUUUUCGAAAAGCACCUUGUAUGAUAUUCUUGAAAAGCACUGUGCCCAUCUUAAAAUCAUGAAAAGACAACAAACAACAGCGGAUGAAAUUCUUAUUCCCAGAGGAUCAUCUUCAUCAUCAGGAGGCUUAGGACAAGCAAAUAUCACCCCAUUAUUAGAUGACAACACGAAUACUUACCCUUAUAAUACACCCAUUGCGGAUACCCCUUCUACUUCUUCCUCUUCCUCUUCACCAACAAACCACUCUCCCACGAACACAUCAAAUCGUACGACCACAAGUAGCAGUAGUACAGUCACCACUGCCGUCCCUAGCAGUACUGCCACUGCGGUUGCUAUAACUACCCCCACCACCACCACCGCCGACUCUAAUUACUGGCAACCCAUUGAUAACAGGAAACUCGUCUGGUCCUCUUCUGUACAACAAAAAUAUCCUCCUCAACAACAAAGUAAAAGACAAAAGUUAAAUGAUUUAUAUGAUCCUCCAUUUUAAAUAUAUCAAUCUCAUACACACACACACACACACACAAACACAUGCACUGUAAAUAAUCACAUCUCUUUUCGCCUCCGUUUUCCCCUCCUUUUCUUCCCAUCUCUUGUCACAUAUAUUUUUUAUUUUUUUUUAUAUAUAUUUAUUAUUGAUUUUAUUUUUUUCAAUAAAAAUCAACACUUUCUGUGAACAAUGGAAGCACCGAAUUCUUCAUACUCUUUUCGCGACACCCAUAAUUGAUGGAAUGUACCUAAUGAAGCUAAUAUAGACCCACCCAACCAACUACUACUUUUACGUUCUGUUGCAUUACCUGCCGCAUGAAUCUUGAUUUUACU